Molecule: messenger RNA, 2256 nt
Organism: Aspergillus caelatus
Lineage: Eukaryota; Fungi; Ascomycota; Eurotiomycetes; Eurotiales; Aspergillaceae
Product: nucleoside phosphorylase domain-containing protein
Exons: 6
Coding region: 1-1737 (578 amino acids)
Biological process (GO): nucleoside metabolic process
Molecular function (GO): catalytic activity
Source: RefSeq, a predicted model, not a curated record
AUGAGGAGAAAACGAAGCCACGACCUUCGUCAUGACUACACAGUGGGCUGGGUUUGUGCCCUUCCCCAUGGUGGCCUAGUAACAGGUGGCGAAGACAACAUAUAUACCCUGGGCCACAUAGAUGAACAUAACAUCGUCAUUGCUUGUUUACCAGAAGGCCAAAUGGGAACAAACCCAGCUGCUGCAGCUGCAGCUCGAAUGCAGUCAGCCUUCCCAUCAAUCCGAUUCGGGCUCAUGGUUGGCAUCGGCGGAGGGGUUCCAUCGACAAAGCCUGAUAUUCGACUUGGGGAUGUGGUGGUUAGCAGGCCGGAAAAUGGCCAUGCUGGGGUAGUCCAAUACGACUUUGGAAAGAGCACUCCAAGUGGUUUCAAGAGAACGGGUCAAUUUUCAAAGUACAUUCGAGAAUUUGCUCACCACCCAGCAUUUACUCGAGAUCAUGCAGGGCCCGAUGUCCUGUUUAAAUCUCACUAUAACCAUGUGGGAGGCACUACAUGCGAAGGCUGUGAUAGGGAGAGAAUACUGGGAAGACCAGCACGUGAUCAAUUGGGCCCUGAAAUCCACUAUGGAACUAUCACGUAUGGUAAUCAUGUGAUGAGAGAACGAGAUCGAGUAAGCUCACUUCUUGGUGGGGUACUUUGUUUUGAGAUGGAGGCAGCAGGGCUGAUAAAUGAGUUUCCUUGUCUCGUGAUACGAGACAUAUGUGUUUACUCUGACUCCCACAAAAACAAGACAUGGCAGCCAUAUGCUGCGGGUGUUGCAGCGGCAUACUCGAAAGAGCUACUAUCCGUUAUACCUCCACUUGAAGUGAGGCAGUCACCUGUUGUUGGAAAAAUCGCCGACAAGCCGACAACGCGACAACGUAACCCAGAGCUGUCCGUAUUUUGGGUUUAUGUUGGGAACGCAGCACGCUAUGAACAGGCCUACAGGGACCUUGCAAACGAGCUUGGCCUUCCAGGGCGAGAUGAUCCUACUGUGGACAUACUCAAGAUAGAGUCUCAGUGGCUCUCUGAUAACACCAGUGGGCAGUGGCUGAUGAUUUUAGAUAACGCGGAUAAUGAGGAUCUUUUCACGCAGGAGAUCGAGGUGGGAAUGAGGCCAAAUUCGCCCAAUACAAGCGCAAGGGCGCUCCUUAUCACUUCUAUUACUCACACAGCAAAUGGAUCGGUUAUUAUUACAUCCCGGAAUUCAACAGCAGCCCGGAAACUUCUCGGUAUACAUGACAACAUUAUUCCUGUUGACGUGAUGGAUGAGGCCAGUGCUUUGGACCUUCUACAAACGAAGGUUACUCUUGAUGAACAGUCACUGAUCGAUGCUCGAAGGCUCCUCCAAGACCUAGAAUAUAUACCCCUUGCGGUAAUUCAAGCUGGCUCAUAUAUCCAAGAAAGGUCCCCAAGAAUCACAAGUGAAGCAAACUUGGCUACGCUACUUGACAGUAUGGAUAUUCAAGAUUCCAGGCGUGACUACAGUUCCCAGCAUGUGGUUACAGCAACCUGGCAGAUAUCCUUCCGGCAGAUAAAAGCCUCUAAGCCUGUGUCGUCUGAUCUACUUGCUUUGAUGAACAUGUAUGACCGGCAGGGAAUCCCUGAAUACUUAUUACGACAGAACAUGACUCAACUACAAUUCGAGGAUGCAAUCCAUCCGCUGAUCAGCUUUUCACUCAUUAAGGAAAGCGGAAUCCAGCAGCAGUCUUUUGAGAUACGCCGUCUUGUGCAGAUCUCAAUCAGGAGCUGGCUAUAAUCCAAUAACCAAUUGGACUUAUGGACUGAAGAGUCUGCAGAGGUAAUCGCAGCUAUUUUUCCAUCAGGAGAAUUCGAGUCAUGGCCAGAAUGUCGGAACUCAAUACCGCAUGCUAAGGAAAUAAUUUAAUGCGCCAAGCCACAGAAAACAACUUUCCAAGCAUAGAAAACAAACCCGAAAAACAAAGGUCAGGUGGCAUCAACGCCUCAAGAGGAAAGUCAUGUCCCAACCUAAGGAUGAACUUCCUACAGGUGAUCACGAAUCACUAAUGUGGGCAACAAUUGGAGCUCACGCUGGCCGGUAUUUAUACUUUCAAGGCAAGUAUGAAGAAGCAGAGGCGAUGCAUCGAUAUGCGCUUAUGGAUCGAGAGAAAGUACUAGGCCUGGGCCAUCAUAAUACAUUUAACAGUGUUAAUGACCUUGAUUUAGCCCUUGCUCACCAGGGUAAAUAUCAAGAAGCAGAGGUGAUACUUCGACGUGGUCAUGUAGGCUUAGAGAAAGUACUAGACUUAGACUAUCC